AGCUUGCUGCAAUUUACCAGUAACGCUCGGUUGUUUGAUACAAUGUAAACCAGUCUGCAAACUGUUAGCUAAUGACGUUAGCUAGCUAGCUUCCAGCGGUAAGAGAUUACAGUACAGUCGCUAGCUUGUUAACAUAGUUAGUCAUUACAGUUAAUUAAGUUUGUCAGCCAGAACGUUAGCCAGCUACAGUAAAUCGAUUUGUUUCCAGUAAUUUUACUUCUUCUGAAGGAGCAACUUUUUGUUUGUCAGUUCUAUCCUUACUUUGGUUAGUUAUGUCGGUGACCACAGCAGUAGCCGGCGUUAAUUCGUUAGCUGUAGUACUACCAACAGUAGUAGUACAGUACAUGAGUAUGGCUACGGUCAGCUCUCUGGAGCUCAGGACCACUAGUAAAGCUGUAUAAGCACCGGGUCGACGGGGCGGACGGAAGCGGCGCAUCGUCGUACGGGGAGGUCCGCAGUGACGUCACAAUGAGCUACAAACCCAUCGCUCCAGCGCCGUCCGGCUCCAACCACACUCCGCCAGGCUCCAGCGUGCCCUCUCCUUCUCUUCCCUCCUCCUCCAGCUUCAGACCGGCGUUCAGCGAUUUCGGUCCGCCUUCGAUGGGCUUCGUUCAGCCGGUGAAAGUGUCUCAGGGUUCGACCUACAGCGAGCUGCUGUCGGUCAUUGAGGAGAUGAGUCGAGAGAUCCGCCCCACCUACGCCGGGAGUAAGAGCGCCAUGGAGAGGCUAAAGAGAGGUAUCAUCCAUGCACGGGCGCUGGUCAGGGAGUGCCUAGCGGAGACAGAGAGGAGCGCUCGCACAUAACCCUUCGCAGAAUCCCAUCAUCCAUCUGUCCCUAGUCUCUGUUAUAGGCCUUGUCUACAACCUCCUGUGUCCAUUGUCCUCAUAGAGAAGGUUAGAGGGCUGCAGCGGUACCAAAGGCAGUUUUAGCAUGGAUGUCCCUGUUAACAGCAUCAGCCACUUUAAUGUUGUCAUUCGGGAGUGUCUUUAAACGUCAUCUUUUGAGAAUAAAACAAACAUAAACAUUUAUAAUUUUUACCUAAACAGCAUGUACACUAGUACAAUAGUAGACCUUCCAUUGGCUGAAUCUUCUCAAUGAUUUGAGUUGCGUCAAAGCAGGUAAGGAAGGAUUAAGUUGAUUCUUACCCUCUAUCGGCGGCGGUGAAUGCCUUCAUAUUCCAUAAUGGUGAAUGUGUAUGGCUGUGUCCUCUAACCUGCUUUAUGUUUGUCCUCAAAUUUGCACCCGACUUUGCUGUUUCCUUUCCACCUCCAUCAUAUCCAAAGUCUGUCACAUCGCUGAUGCGUGGGGUGUGUUUAGAAUGUGGAACUUUCUAACACAUUUUGGGAUUUUGAGGACCGUUCGUGCUCAGAACCUUCUGUAACUUAUUUGUUUUGACAAGGAUUGUGAUUAAUGUUUAAUAUACUGGUAGUCCAGAUUCGUGGUGGGGCUGAGUUGAUUGUGUUGUAAAUUAUUUCAGAUUGACAUUUAAUUUGUAAAUUAUUGCUGAUUGACAGUUCAUUAUGGCUUGUAUUUCUAGAAAUAUAUCUUGUGGUUGAAAGUCUUUUUCUUAGCUGCUAUACUGAUGCCACUCUACAACCAAAGGUUUACUUUUCACAUUGACAAGCAACAUUUACAUCAUUUUAAAUACACCCCUUGUUCUAAACACAUUUUCUGCUGUCAUACUGCCCUCUAGUUGCCACCCAAAUGUUCCCCAAGCCUUCACCACCCAAUGAACCAUAUUCUAUAGUCAUUGUAAUGAACUUGUAAUUACCUCUCCUUCACAACUCAGAUCUGUUGGUUAGUAUGGCAAUUUUGUAAACCAAAUUUUUUGCAAUUCUGUACUUAAAACCUGAAUAAAAAUGAAGUUAGGAAAAUGUUUUUCAAUUAAAA
Molecule: messenger RNA, 1891 nt
Organism: Esox lucius (northern pike)
Lineage: Eukaryota; Metazoa; Chordata; Actinopteri; Esociformes; Esocidae
Gene: cdk2ap2
Product: cyclin-dependent kinase 2 associated protein 2
Exons: 5
Coding region: 469-804 (111 amino acids)
Biological process (GO): negative regulation of G1/S transition of mitotic cell cycle; regulation of microtubule cytoskeleton organization
Cellular component (GO): nucleus; microtubule; cytoplasm
Source: RefSeq, a predicted model, not a curated record